GAUCGAAUUAUACUAUCUCCAUAAAGAUGCUGGCAGCAGACAGAGGUACCCAGAUGCAGAAUCUGGUCAUUUCUGAUGGACUAGGAGGUCCUGUUCACUCCAUCGUUUUAAACCAGACAUCUGAUGCCCUUGGCAAUAUCUUGGCCUUUGCUCCGAUUCAACUGGAUUCAUUGUCUCCGGUGCUAAAAGUAGAAGGUCUGUCUCCCGGCAACCUGCCCUUCUCACGUCUCAACAUCAAUCCUAUCCAUGUGGCGUCAAUAAGGAUUCUACCCUUGGCAGGCCAAGAGAGAAACUGAAGAAAACCCACCAGUCUAUCACUUUGUCCAAUUCUACAUGCCUUGUGGAGCUGACAGCCAGCAAAGACCCGACUGCUCUCAACACAUCUGGAACAUGACAUUUUCGGCUGAGGGGGCUGAAGGUGCUGCUGUUAGUGUCCAGAUCAGCCCAGAUCCCAGCGCUUUGUCCUGUCACUCAGAAGAGGAGGGUAGCAAUAAGAAGCUCACCUGUGAUUACAA
Messenger RNA from Thamnophis sirtalis, 515 nucleotides. The record is from RefSeq and is a predicted model, not a curated record. NCBI's taxonomy places the organism in Eukaryota, Metazoa, Chordata, Lepidosauria, Squamata, Natricidae.